Messenger RNA from Brassica rapa (field mustard), 1434 nucleotides. Its product is annotated as protein FRIGIDA-ESSENTIAL 1-like. The record is from RefSeq and is a predicted model, not a curated record. Gene Ontology annotation, molecular function: metal ion binding. Lineage: Eukaryota; Viridiplantae; Streptophyta; Magnoliopsida; Brassicales; Brassicaceae.
UCCCUUGUGUUGAAGGGCAAAAUGGGAUUCUAUUGAAAGACAAUUCACAGGGAAAAGAGUUAAAUGGCAUGAGGGAUAUGUUGCUCUCUAGUGUUCUUUAGGUUUAUGUGUGUUUGCUUGCGUGAGGCUUAAGUAAGUUCGUAUGUUUAGUUGAUUUGUUUUUGAAGAUGACUUGCUAGCUAACCUUCGGACGUCACAAGUUGAUGGAUUUUGUAAACUUGGUCGCUUCGUUGCAAGAAUGGUUUUUUUUUUAUUAGGUUGAAAGUUUUUAACAGAACCCCCACCUACAACAACAAUGAAGAUCAGUUUAAAUAACAAAAAUUACGACGAGAAUGUCAACUACGACGACUCUCUCUCAAGCCUAAGCGUAAGCGAAACCCGCCUCUUCGAGGGCACGGUUGAUAGGUAACACCAGUAAGAGAAUACAUUCUCUAAUUCUUGAUGCACCAACAAAAGUAUUGUUACAACACUCGUUUUUCUGUCUAGCCGUAAUUGUAAUUUGAUGGACUGAUUUGUAUUUUCUAUAAAUAAAUGGGAAUGUUGUAAAACAAAAUCACUUGAACCGUGUUUUAAAAAUCAGACCGACCCGAUAAUUGGACCGGGUUCGACCAUGAAUUGGUUACGUAAUCGGAUUGAAUCAAACAAAUGAUUCGACUAUGAAAAUCAUGUAACCUGAUUGAAUCUCAAAUUUAUUAAACUGAUAAAAACCAUUAAAACUAUCAAAAAUUUAUAAACUAUCCAUAUAAACAGUGUAUAUUUAUAAUAUUGGGCCGUACAUUUUAAUAAGGCCCAUGAAACAAAACAGUAACGUAUUUGUAUCAACGAUAUGUCUCGAUAUAGUCAGCACUAACAAAAACGUAUCCUCUGAGCUUAGUUUCCUGAUCACGCCGCGCCAAAUACACCACCUUCGCUCGCCGGGAAACUUGCCACUCAAAACACCUUCGAGAUGUCUGAUUCCGAUAUGGACAUUGACGAUGAUGACGUCCAAGUACAUGUACAGCGUACAAUUGCGGGAGACUCUGGAUUGCUGCUCGCUAAACCUUCCGAUUCCCAAUCCCGGAACGAUGUGAAGAAGCAUUUAGAUGAGAACAGUGGGAAGAAUAAUACUAUGCUGGGAGAAGCAAAAGACAUGCUUUUGUCAAGGUUUCCUGCUCCGGCGCCAAGCUUUCCUUUGGUGAAUGGACCAGAACAGAAACGUGCAUCACUUCCCUGCAAGUUUUUUGGUCAAGGGUGGUGUGAUAAUGGGAUCUCCUGCAGGUUUCUUCAUGUGAAGGAGAACAUGAAUGGCACUAGCCAGCAACAGUGGGGGAAUCAUAUGGCUGGAACCAGUGGUAUCCAGUCUGUUGAAGGUACUGGAUUGUUUAUUGCUUCUAGGUGACUUUAAGUUCUCUUCUUGAAUCAACCAGUGACUUAUUUUCACUUGUAUUUCCCCUG